AACCCCUUGGAGGCGCCUGAUGCCCAGUUAACACUUUCCGUGUCUUUCCUUAUUGGGUGACCUUGAUGGUGAGCUUGGAACAGCUGCAGCCGUGCGAGCAGACAGGAGCAUUUUCAGGGGAAGGGGUGGGGCGCUUGCCUCUCUACAAUUCUCUCACCCUGUAUGAGCAGUGAGAUCGGCAAACCUUAACCCAUUUCCGCCACCCCGGCCUGGGCUUCCUCUGCUGCCCGUUCCUGGGCUUCUGAUUACCCUCCUACCCUUUCUUCCAACACCCUUUUCCGAACGCCCUCCCCCAACCCUGGUGGAGAAGCUUGACCUUGGGAUGUCCUUGAGGCUUUGGAGCCUGGGCCAGCCCUGGGACUUUGGGUGGAUUGGAAGGCCCUGGCAGUCAGAAGAUCUGGGUUCUAAUCUCAGCUCUGGCUCUUGUGCUGUGUGACUUGAAUCACAGAACUUUCCCUUCUCCGGGUCCUUGGGUUGGGCCCUCUGCCUACAUACCCCCUCUAAAUUCUAAAUUACUCCGGUUCGGUUCUGCUUCUAGGCAAGGUGACCCCAUGGCAGAGCGCAAGCCAGAAGGGUCCGGCUUCUACAUGACCCGUCUGUCCAUGGCUCUGGCCUAUUGCAUUGCCCCAGAUGCCAGUACGCCACCCCACCCACAGCUGGGAAACACCCAGCAACAGACAGUGUUAGGAAAGGAACUGACCGGCACCAUGCCCUACCAAUACCCAGCGCUGACCCCGGAGCAGAAGAAGGAGCUUUCCGACAUCGCUCACCGCAUCGUGGCUCCGGGCAAGGGCAUCCUGGCUGCAGAUGAGUCCACUGGGAGCAUCGCCAAGCGGCUGCAGUCCAUCGGCACUGAGAACACAGAGGAGAACCGGCGCUUCUACCGACAGCUGCUGCUGACCGCCGACGACCGCGUGAACCCCUGCAUCGGGGGCGUCAUCCUCUUCCACGAGACGCUCUACCAGAAGACAGAUGAUGGGCGUCCCUUCCCCCAAGUUAUCAAAUCCAAGGGCGGUGUUGUGGGCAUCAAGGUGGACAAGGGCGUGGUACCCCUGGCAGGAACAAAUGGCGAGACUACCACCCAAGGGCUGGAUGGGCUGUCUGAGCGCUGUGCCCAAUACAAGAAGGAUGGAGCUGACUUUGCCAAGUGGCGCUGCGUCCUGAAGAUUGGGGAACACACCCCCUCAGCCCUUGCCAUCAUGGAAAAUGCCAACGUUCUGGCCCGUUACGCCAGCAUCUGCCAGCAGAAUGGCAUCGUGCCCAUCGUGGAGCCUGAGAUCCUCCCUGAUGGGGACCAUGACUUGAAGCGCUGUCAGUAUGUAACCGAGAAGGUGCUGGCUGCCGUCUACAAGGCUCUGAGUGACCACCACAUCUACCUGGAAGGCACUUUGCUGAAGCCCAACAUGGUAACCCCAGGCCACGCCUGCACCCAGAAAUAUUCUCACGAGGAAAUCGCCAUGGCAACUGUCACAGCCCUGCGCCGCACAGUGCCCCCCGCUGUCACUGGGAUCACUUUCCUAUCUGGAGGCCAGAGUGAGGAGGAGGCAUCCAUCAACCUCAACGCCAUCAACAAGUGCCCCCUGCUGAAGCCGUGGGCCCUGACCUUCUCCUAUGGCCGAGCCCUGCAGGCUUCUGCCCUGAAGGCCUGGGGUGGAAAGAAGGAGAACCUGAAGGCUGCCCAGGAGGAGUAUGUCAAGCGAGCCCUGGCCAACAGCCUCGCCUGCCAAGGAAAGUACACCUCCAGUGGUCAGGCCGGGGCUGCAGCCAGCGAGUCCCUCUUCAUCUCUAACCAUGCCUACUAAGCGGAGGUGUUCUAAGGCUGCCCCCUCAACACUCCAGCCCCUGCCCCCUCCCACACUCACUCUUGAAGAGGGGGCCUCACCGGGGCUCCAGGCUGCUCUUUCCCAUCACUUUGCCUCCCACGUGACAUUGGUGUGUGGUGUUGUCUGUAUAUGCUAAUUCCAUCUCUUUCCAGCCCACUGCCAAUAAACAACUAUUUAAGGGGGA
Messenger RNA from Callorhinus ursinus (northern fur seal), 2007 nucleotides. The record is from RefSeq and is a predicted model, not a curated record. NCBI's taxonomy places the organism in Eukaryota, Metazoa, Chordata, Mammalia, Carnivora, Otariidae.